AAAACAUAUAUGCUGGCAGACUCUCUCUCACUCUCUCUGCACACACUCACACACACAAAUUAACAGCUACUAAUAACAUGGAUGCGCACACACUCACCGAGUUUGGAUACCCAUAAUAAAUAAUAAUCUAUAAGUAUUACCCACAAAUAUAUAUGUGUGUGUGUAUAUAUAUACAUAUAUCUAUAUUUAUUUGUAGUGUUGUAUCUAGAUGCAUGUAGCUCACUUUCCUGUAGUAGAAUUUAAUCAACGCGUGGCCUGUUGAAAGCCUCUGAUCUUUGCUCUGAAACAGAGGAGGAGAGAGAUAGAGAGAAAAAGGGUAAGAGAAAGAGAGAAAAAGGCUUACCAGGUGGAGGAGGAGGAUGAGAAGGUUUACGUCAGGAGUUUUGGCAAGGAGGGCAUUUUGGACAAAAGUCUUUUUGCAGCAUGCCAGAUUUCAAACGGUGGUAUUUAUUUCACGGUGGAUCUAACUGGUUAGCCGGAGUCCGGAGUUUCGGGGGACACAACCAUCUCUGAUCUGGUAGAGAAUUUUCUUCAAAGAAAAUGAAGUGUAUGAAAUCAAUUUAAUUGGGAAGGGUUGUGAGUGCUACUAGCUUCAAAGUCAAAUUUUUUGGUUCAUCAGUUGUAAUCUGACUGGUUGUUCCUAUUGGCUUGAUCAAGUUUACAGGUGUUAUGCCAGAUUCUUUUUAAAAUUCAUGGCUGUCAGAUUUGUGUUUGUUCUUCAUAGUCUGGAGUGAUGAUGAAGGAAUUAGGUUUUUUUUUCUGUCUGAGCCAAGUUAGUAACAUUGAUCAUACAAGUUGCUUGUGCUAUUCUGCAUGACUGCUGGGGUUGAUUGGCAUCUCCUCAGAUUACUUUUGUGAAGACUGGCUAUGUAAAUAGUACUUUAAUAGAAUCUGUUGCUUCUCCAGCUAUCUCGAUGCGCAAUUAACAAUCAGAAUCUUGUGUAAUGAACUCUUUUGGAGGAAAAAAAAAGAUGGAAUUUGACACUUUGACGGACAACCGUCAGCCUAGCACUCUUCAGCGGCUAUUUCCAGCUGUUGUACCAGUAGUUUUUAUUGCAAUCAGCUAUGUUGAUCCUGGAAAGUGGGCUGCAGCUGUGGAGGGUGGCGCACACUUUGGGGUUGAUUUGGUGUUUCCAGUACUUAUUUUCAAUUUUGCUGCCAUUCUUUGUCAAUACCUAUCAGCUCGUAUAGCGGUGGUUACUGGUAGAGAUCUCGCCCAGAUUUGCAGUGAGGAAUAUGACAAAAUCACCUGUAUGCUAUUAGGAGUUCAAGCUGAGAUCUCAAUUAUUGCAUUGGACCUAAUGAUGGUUUUGGGAACUGCACAUGGGCUUAAUGUUCUGUUCGGAAUUGACCUUUUCACGGGUGUCUUUCUGACUGCUCUUAAUGCUGCCUUAUUUCCACUUCUUGCUACAGUCCUUGUAGGUCUUGUUGCCUGUGUGUUUUCAGUAUAUCAUUCUUAUCGUCCAUCUUAUUCUGAGUAUUGUCAUUCUUGUUUCUAUGAUUCCCAGGAAAACAGCAGAGCAAAAUAUCUAUCCAUAUGCAUCUCAAUAUUUGUCUUAGUGUCAUAUAUUUUUGGAGUAUUGGUUAGUCAACCGGCAAGUCCACUCCCCUUGGGUGGGACAGUGACAAGGUUAAGUGGGGAAAGCGCCUUUGCUUUGAUGAGUCUUCUUGGAGCAAGCAUUAUGCCUCACAACUUUUACCUGCAUUCUUCAGUUGUGCAGCUGGAUCAGGGGCCAAACAAUGUUCCCAAGGAAACCUUGUAUCAUGACCACUUUUUUGCCAUUUUUUGCAUUUUCAGUGGCAUUUUCCUGGUCAAUUACGUGCUUAUGAACUCAGCUGCAAAUGUGUUCUAUAGUACCGGUCUUUUGUUGCUUACUUUUCAGGAUGCACUGUCCCUGUUGGAUCAGGCAUUUAGGAGUUCAAUUGCAUCAUUUUGUUUGAUAAUGUUAAUGUUCCUUUUGAGUCAAGUGACUGCAUUGACCUGGAAUCUUUCUGGACAAGUUGUUGUGCGCGAACUUUUUAAAAUGGAUAUUCCUGGAUGGCUUCAUCAUGCCACAAUCAGAAUUAUUGCAAUCAUUCCAGCCCUUUACUGUGUGUGGAAUUCAGGAGCUGAAGGUAUAUACCAAUUGCUGAUAUUCACACAGGUUGUGGUCUCUCUUAUGCUUCCAUCUUCUGUUAUCCCUCUCUUCCGAGUAGCCUCCUCCAGACAAUUAAUGGGUAUCCAUAAAAUUUCUCAACGGGAGGAAUUUUUAGCUCUGAUCACAUUUAUUGGUAUGCUUGGUCUUAAGAUUAUAUUUUUUAUAGAGCUAGUAUUCGGUGAUAGUGAUUGGGUGAGUAACUUGAGGUGGAAUAUCGGGAGUAGUGUGCCAGUUGCUUAUGUUACUCUUCUUCUUGCUGCUUCUGUCUCCUUCUUUCUGAUGCUUUGGUUAGCAGCCACUCCAUUGAAAUCAGCCACCUCCAGAACAGAUGCUCAGGCAUUGGACUUGGAUAUGCAUCCUACUGUGCUAGAGUCCGGUACAGAAGGAGAGCAAAAUGAUGUCCUUGUACCGAAAUAUCAGAUAGAUAAGCCUACAGGCAAGCAAGAACCACCAGUGACUUUCGAGAAAUCCUUGGGUUCGAGUCGUAAUCUCAGUUUGCCAGAGACAAUUUUUGAUUCUGAGAAUGUCCUUCCUUUGACAACUAUUGAGGAGAAUAAAUCUGAAGUUACAAUUCCAAGUCCCGGCUGUUCUCAGGAGGCAUCUCCAAUUGUGCUUGACAGGAAUUUGGAUGCACCUAUACAUGGUGAUAUUUCUGAUGGUCAGUCACAGAAUUCUCAGGCCUUGAAAACUGAUACAACAGACCUGGCGGAAAAGACACUGCAAGUAGAGAGGGACAUACAGACUGUGAAGGAUGAUGGAGAAUCUUGGGAGCUUGAAGAACCAACCAAAGAGGUUCCCGAGAUGAACCAGUCAUUGACAUCUGAGGGUUCAGGAUCAUUUAGAAGUCUCAGUGGAAAAAGCGAUGAUGUUGGAAGUGGCACAGGUAGUCUCUCGAGAUUAGGAGGUCUAGGCCGUGCAGCAAGGCGCCAAUUUGCUGCUGCUCUUGAUGAGUUCUGGGGACAAAUGUUUGAUUUACAUGGACAAGCCACAAAAGAAGCAAAGGCUAAGAAACUGGAUCUGUUACUGGGGUUAGAUCUCAAGUUAGAUGCAAAGUCUUCAUCAGCAUCUGUCAAGUCGGACAGCAGUAGGGCUGAUUUUACUGGAUGUUUUCCAUCUUUGAGUGGACAGGGAUCUGAUUCUUUGAUCAGUUCAAGUUUAUAUAACUCUCCAAGACAGCAGAUGGGGCAAAGUCUGAUUGAGCCUUCCUUUGGGGUUCAGAGGGGUUCCUCUCCCUUGUUGUCAUCGCCUGUGCAACUUUUAGGUGCAUAUGUGCGGAACUCCAGUCGCAACACUCAUGACUCUGGUGAAAGGCGAUAUUCUAGCAUGCAUAUUCCUGCAUCCUCAGAUGGCUAUGACCAACAGCCGGUUACUGUUCAUGGGCAUGAGCUUGCCUCUUAUCUCAAUUGGAUAGCAAAGGAAACAGGUUCCGGGAUAUUGAAUGGUCAAAUGGAGUCACCAGCACCAAUAUCCACGUCCUCUAUGUCGUCAUCUUUCAGAGAGUCAUUUGCUCGUCCUGUAGGAAAGAGACCCCAGAAUGGGAUGAGUAUCUCAAGGCCGCCUGGUUUUCACAACGUCUCUGUUUCUAGGAAUAAUUUUUUGCAGUCAGAGAGAUCAAUGUACGACGUUACUUCCCCAAAACCUACUGAAAACCCAAAUAGUUCAAUCAAUUUGAAGAAAUUUUACAGCUUGCCCGAUAUAUCUGGUUUUCGAGUACCCUAUCAAGAGUCUACAUUAUCAGAUAAGAGUGGUAAAUGGGAUAAUUCAAUGGUAAAUGCGCAGUCAGUUGGGUCAACCUAUGAUAGAACCUCUUUGACUGUUUCGUCACGGACAGAAGCUCCUCCAGGAUUUCAUGGACGUUCUCCCUCAAAAGUUUGUAGAGAGCCUUUUUCUUUACAAUUCAGCUCAAGAUCAAGCACUGGGUCUCUUUGGUCUAGACAGCCUUAUGAACAGUUUGGUGUGGCUGAUAGAACUCAUGCUGAAGGUGAACAGGUGAAAGGUUCAUAUGCUCAAGAGUCUGCCUCUGCAAUUGAUUUUGAAGCAAGGCUUCUUCAGUCCUUCAGACAUAGUGUCGUGAAACUUCUGAAACUGGAAGGAUCUGAUUGGUUGUUUAGACAGAAUGGUGGGGCUGAUGAGGAUCUUAUUGACCGUGUAGCUGCAAGGGAAAAAUUCCUGUAUGAAGCUGAGACCGUGCCGAUGAAUUGGCCAAGUAAUGUUGGUGAAGCUCAAUUUUACUCUGAUAGGAAGUCUGGUUCUGCAGUUAAAAGUGAUGACACAGAUUAUACCAAGUUCUCAGUAACAUCAGUUCCACACUGUGGAGAGGAUUGUGUUUAUAAGGUAGAUCUGAUAAUUAGUUUUGGCGUAUGGUGCAUUCAUCGGAUAUUUGAGCUGUUGCUUAUGGAAAGCAGGCCAGAGCUUUGGGGAAAAUAUACUUACGUACUGAAUCGCCUCCAGGGGAUUGUUGUUCUGGCAUUUUUUAGGCCUCGUACGCCAAUGACUCCCUGCUUUUGCCUUCAACUCCCAGCUGGAUGGCAGCAGAAAUCAAGUCCACCAAUUUCGAAUGGAAGCUUGCCCCCACCUGCAAAACAGAGCAGGGGGAAAUGCACGACUGCAGCAUCACUUUUGGACAUAAUAAAGGAUAUUGAAGUUGCCAUCUCUUGUCGGAAGGGACGAACAGGGACUGCAGCUGGUGAUGUUGCUUUCCCUAAAGGGAAAGAAAAUUUGGCAUCAGUUCUCAAACGGUACAAACGUCACUUAUCAAAUAAGCCAAUUGGAUCCCAGGAUGGUGGAUCUGGUUCACGCAAGGUGUCAUCAUCCUUAUAUUAUGGUUUAUAGCCCUUGUUUUCAGUUCAUGGCAACUUGGUGUAUGAUAUUUAGGUUGCUCAAUUCGAAAUGCCUCUAUCCUUAAACAUGAGUGGUCCUUGGUUGCUGUGAACUUUUUCUUGCGCUCCCUCCUCCCUCCAUGUGCAUUUGUAUCUUUGAUGAUGCUGCUUCGGUUUUUCUUGCAAGUCAAUGUAUACAUAGGAUAAAGUGUGUUAAAUGCGUUAUUGCAGCAAUGAAAGAAGGGUAGAGAAAAAGGUGAGAGAUAAUUGUUGCAAAUGCAGUUCCCACCCACCAGCACGAGGCACAGGAAAUGACAAAUCGGGAAAAAUGUAAAAAUAGAUUAGUCUUUUUUAGACUUGUAGCCUGAGCCUGCGUUGUUUUUCUUUUUUCUUUUUUUUUUUUUCCGGAGAGGCGGAUGUGUUAGUUUUAUAUAUAUUUUUUAACAAUUCAGAAGAUGUAAAUAUUUUGAACUCA
Coffea arabica (coffee) is the source of this 5432-nucleotide messenger RNA. The record is from RefSeq and is a predicted model, not a curated record. Lineage: Eukaryota; Viridiplantae; Streptophyta; Magnoliopsida; Gentianales; Rubiaceae.